Molecule: messenger RNA, 472 nt
Organism: Jaculus jaculus (lesser Egyptian jerboa)
Lineage: Eukaryota; Metazoa; Chordata; Mammalia; Rodentia; Dipodidae
Gene: Hypk
Product: huntingtin interacting protein K
Exons: 4
Coding region: 42-407 (121 amino acids)
Biological process (GO): protein stabilization; negative regulation of apoptotic process
Source: RefSeq, a predicted model, not a curated record
AACUUGUGAGGCGGUACUUCUGGCGGCGUGGAGAGAUCGAAAUGGCGACAGAGGGGGACGUAGAGCUGGAAUUGGAGACCGAGACCAGCGGCCCCGAGCGGCCCCCCGAGAAGCCUCGGAAGCAUGACAGUGGUGCGGCUGAUCUGGAGCGGGUCACGGACUAUGCCGAGGAGAAGGAGAUCCAGAGCUCCAAUCUGGAGACGGCUAUGUCCGUCAUUGGAGAUAGACGAUCUCGGGAGCAAAAGGCCAAACAGGAGCGGGAGAAGGAACUGGCAAAGGUUACCAUCAGGAAGGAAGAUCUGGAGUUGAUAAUGACAGAGAUGGAGAUCUCCCGAGCAGCCGCAGAAAGAAGCUUGCGGGAACAUAUGGGCAAUGUAGUAGAGGCUCUUAUUGCCCUUACCAACUGAUGGUGUGCUUUCUCAGGCAUUUUUUGGACUUGAUGCAAUAAAAACAAAAAAGUUUUUUAGUUUUA